AACAAAAUAACGUAGCUAGAGAGAUCUGCCAGGGAGGGGGGCUGAAGAACAAAACAAUGACACUGCUCGGAAGGAUUCAAACACAGUAACACUUUUCAAAGACUUGUUGUUGUUUUUUUAAAAACGGACUCACGCAGAUUUCCCUCCCGGUAAAAAGUAAAAGAGUCCGCGGAUCGCCGAGCUGAAGACAUCGACGGGCUGUUGUUUUUGUUGUUUAUGUUGUUACAGCUCAGUUGACAAGCUGGAGGCUAGCUGCCUGUAAGGACGGAUAUACACUAUUAGGGCUCGCAAAUUACAAAAUUUCCUUUUUGGAAAGGUUGAAACUGUCCGUGGAAACCAGCCAGCUGUGAGUUUCGUGUCUCUGCUUUGUUGCCGAGUUUGCCAGAGAGCUGUUGAGGGUCAGUUUGCUAAGCUAGCCUGUUGUUAGCAACAACAUUUGCACAUCCAUCUCUUCAGGGAGAAUUCAUUGUCUCGGUUUGGUACGAGAUAACCUGCAGAAUAUUCUGUGUUAUUAUUAUUAUUAUUUUUUAUACGUUAAGAUAAAUAUUUUUAUGUUGUGUUGCAGCGAAAUGCCAACUUAUACACGCACAGGCUAAAAAAGAUAGCAGGUGUUACUCAACCAGACGCUGUUCCUGCUUCAUUGCCUCACUGCUUGUUGCACUACGUUACUUAAUUUUGCCGUCUUAAUUUUAAUCAAUUUAAGCGUGAUAAAGUAUUAAGUGUUCAGUAUUCAGACCAACAUCGUAGGUACCAUGCAGCUUAUUUAAAUUCAUUCUUAAUAGGUCAUCUCUAUUUUCAGUGUGAAGGGAUAGUGGACAUUUUUCAUUAUUUAUGAUAGGAAAUUGCUGCUGCUGUUAGAACCGCUCUGUUCAAAGUUUUCCUUGUAAGAAACGAUGAGUGGCCAUGGCUCAUCUUCAGAAAAGGGAGUUAACACUAGUCUAAUAUGUCAGGAGAGUUAUGCCUGUGGUGGCUCCGAGGAGGCUGCAUUUGAGUGUGAUGACUGCAAAAGCCUACAGUGUGUCCGCUGUGAGCUUGAGCUCCAUGACCAGGACAAUCUGAAGAACCACGAGCGGGUUCAGAUCGGUCCUGGUCAUGUCCCGUACUGUGACAACUGCAAAGGAGGAAAUGGAGACAAUGGCAAACGCCGGAGAUCUGUGGUCCGUUGCCAAAACUGCAAAGUUAACUUGUGCCAAGACUGUCAGAAACGCACCCACUCUGGAGGAAACAAGAAGAAACACCAGCUGACAUCUUACCCUCCUCCACCUAAACCUGCAGAGGUCAGCUUUGUUCUCACGUCUGUCCCGCCUGCUGUCCAAAUAGCAGAUGAGAGCAAAUCUCAGAGAGCCAAACUUCUGGAGAAGGUUUCCAGUUUUCUCUUGGUUGAUGAGAAUGAGGAAAUGCAGAUAAAGGAUGAAAGUUCAUUUGUGAAGCGCCUGAGCUGUGACCCUGACCAGCUUCUGAAGGUGGUGUCCAUCUUUGGCAACACAGGAGGAAAAUCUCACACCUUGAACCACACGUUCUUCAUGGGCAGAGAGGUGUUCAAGACCUCGCCCACACAGGAAUCGUGCACAGUGGGUGUGUGGGCGGCGUUUGACCCCAGCCGUAAAGUAGUGGUCAUCGAUACGGAGGGGCUGCUAGGGAACAGCUCCAAACAGGGCCAGAGAACCCGUCUCUUGCUCAAGGUGCUCGCCAUCUCCGACCUCAUCAUCUACCGCACUCAUGCUGAUCGUCUUCAUGACGACCUCUUCAAGUUCUUGGGGGAUGCCUCGGACGCCUACUUGAAGCAUUUCACCAAGGAACUGAAGGCCACAACAGCUCGCUGCGGCCUGGACGUCCCACUGUCCACAUUGGGGCCUGCAGUGGUCAUCUUCCAUGAAACAGUCCACACUAAGCUUCUUGGAUCAGACAAGUCGUCCGAGUCUGUAGACCGGCUGCUGUCCAAGCGCUUCGAGAAGCUCUCCCGUUUCCCAGAGGCCUUCAGCUCUGUGCAGUACUGGGGAACGCAGACACUAAACCCACCUACUGAUUUCCGUGGCCUGCAGAACAAACUGGAGCAGCUCCUGGAUAACAACAGCACCCGUUCCCCUCGCACCCCUGUGGUCAUCUUCAAAGCUCUGCAGGCUUUGAGUGAGCGCUUUUAUGGGGAAAUUACAGGUGAGCUUGUUGCCCACAGCUGUUUCUUUCCUGAUGAAUACUUUACCUGCUCCAGCAUGUGCCUCAGUUGUGGAUCUAGCUGCAAGAACAGCAUGAACCACUUAGGGGAGGGAGCGUGCCAUGAGGCGAAGCAUCGCUGUCGUUAUUCUCCUCAGUGUGAUAACCGUAUUUACACCUGCAAGGCUUGCUAUGAAGGUGGAAAAGAAGUGAUUGUUGUCCCCAAGACCUCUGCUUCCUGCGACUCUCCAUGGAUGGGUCUUGCUAAGUACGCCUGGUCUGGGUAUGUUAUUGAAUGUCCAAGCUGUGGAGUGAUCUAUCGGAGCCGUCAGUACUGGUAUGGGAACCAGGACCCUGUGGAUACUGUUGUCCGCACUGAGAUCCAGCAUGUAUGGCCAGGGUCGGAUGGCUUUUUAAAGGACAACAGCAAUGCAGCUCAGCGUCUUCUGGAUGGAGUAAACCUUGUGGCCCAGUCUGUGUCAGAGCUCAGUGUCAAGCCUGCGAAGGCCGUCACCUCUUGGCUGACAGAUCAGAUCGCCCCAGCAUACUGGAAACCCAACUCUCUCAUCAUGGGGUGCCAUAAAUGUCACACAGUCUUCCAGGACAAUGACACCAAACAUCACUGCCGUGCCUGUGGGGAGGGUUUCUGCGACGUCUGCUCUUCCAAAGCUGCGCCCGUCCCUGAGAGAGGCUGGGGUCUUGCCCCUGUUAGAGUGUGUGAUGUUUGCUUUGAGCAGAGAGCUUCAUUUGCAGAGCUUCUUGAGGCAGAGCCCGAGGAGGAAGAAGGUGGAACCCUCGCCAGAAAGGUUGGAGAAGCGGUGACUAACACUAUAGGGGUUGUGGUCACGGCUAUUGACAUCCCACUUGGCCUGGUGAAAGACGCAGCUCGUCCUGCCUAUUGGGUGCCUGAUCAGGAAAUCCUUUCCUGCCACAACUGCCAGCGGGAGUUCACUGCCAAGCUGUCCAAGCACCACUGCCGCGCCUGUGGCCAAGGAGUGUGCGACGACUGCUCCCCGGAGCGCCGCUCGGUUCCAUCUCGAGGCUGGGACCACCCUGUGCGCGUGUGCGCCAGUUGCAACCAGAAACCCGGAGAACUUUAACGGGGGACAGCCUUCCUUCCUCAGAGCACCGGAGAGAACCAGUCACUCACUCAGCUCGCAGUCUGAUACUGCUUUACCUCUGUUUAUCUAAUGGUUCUGUUGUGUAUCUGCGGAAAGGAAGUUUUUAGGAUCAUACUUUAUAUAGCUUAUAGAUUUGGGAUUACAGAGUUCCUGUGGCCUUUGUAGAACAGCCAGAACAUGUGAGUUACUUGACUGAGAGGGAAAUCUGUAUUUCCUCCCUGAUAAUUCACGGAGAGUGAAAAUUUUGAUUCUUACCGUCACAAAUUCCUAAUUUCACAUUAAAUAUGGCUGUUGAGCUAUUUUUCUACUAUCUGAAAAUAUAAAAAAAUGUAUCAUUUAAAGAAUACUAGCUAGUUAAGAACCCCACGGGGUUGGUGUGAUUAGUUUGCAGCAUUGUUCCUCUGAUGUCGUACGUGUAAUGGCGAGGAGAUAUUUUAUAUCCAUGCAGGUGUAACUGCAGGUUCCAUCGCAUGCUAUAUUGCAACAUUUUAGUUUUUGCACUAAGCCUUUUUCAGCUGUUAUAGGCUGUUGCUUACCAUGGUUAUAUUCCAGAUAUCCACAUCAUCAUGUAGUCUGUCACAAACUGAGCAGAAGUCUGCUUCAGUCCAGUCUAGAUAGUGGAUAUCUGGUGUGCCAAAAAUCAUUCAGGUUACUGUGUCUGUGCUAGUAUGAUGUCUAUAUUUAAUAAUGUGCUCUAUGGUUGUAUGAAAACAUAGAACUGCAUUAGAGUGUACUUUUGAAAUGUGGAAAAUUAUUUAUGUAUUGGAAAAAAAAAAAUAUUAGCACUCUGGCAUGCAUGGCAGUGUGAGAAAUCCAUGGCCUUUUUUCAUUUCAGAGGAUGUUCUCUGAAUAAACCUCACCGUCUCUUUUAAUAAGCGGCAUUUUAAGUGUUCAUGUGUCAUACAAUGUUUGUUUUUCAUGUUAAACUUUGCUUUCUUGAUACCUUGGUUUGAUUGUUUUCUAAACGUUAACUAUCAGGUUGUUUGUAUUGAUACUGUUUUGAAGAACUGUAGAAUAUUGUAAUUUGUCUUCAAACCAGUGUUUUGCCUCCAGGUCUCUGCAGGAACGUUCUGUCAGGGAAACUCCUGAAUAAGGUCAACACAUUUGUCUUCUGUUUGAGCUCUAACCUGCUUGUUUUUCAUUUUAUUCUGUUUGUUUGGCCAUUCAUAUACUUUGUAAUGACGCCUUUAAAUUCUUAUGUUUUUGUGUCUGUUAUUCCACAGAAAUAUUGAUGCUUAAAUGUGGCAAGUACAAAAAAAAAUCAAGAUAUUGCACCAUAGUUAGUGACUGAGAGCUUUAAUUUAUCUUGCAGCAUUACUGUUUUUGAGUUCUUGAGUAAUGACUGAGUCCCCUUAAGGAUCUCAUGCAAAGCACAAAGUGAUGCCUUUAACACGUACGCUUGUAUUUUGUUGUCAAAAAUGAACAAAAAAAAAGGAUAUUUGUCAAUUGUAGGCUUUGUAGAUAAAGUUAAUCCUCCCUUUACUCCCAACGUGGAACUUUUUGGUUCUGAUGAGAAGAUCUUGUGUCUGCCUUGUCUCAAAGUAGAUGUAUGUGUCUGAAUGUUACAUUACACACGUCCUUGUCUGAGAUGCUAAUAUUGCACAGCAUAGAAUAGGAAAUAGAUUGUGGCAUAUGGCUUUUACCGGAAUUUAUUUCCAUGCAUAUGUGUGCAAAUGCAAUUAACGUUCAGUUAUUAUGAUCAUUUUUAUUGGCUAGGGUGCAUUCAUCAGCACUUCUCCCCUACACACAGGUCAAGCAGGAAUUAUUGAUACAAUUUAAACUGUUGGGAACCAACUUGAGGCGAUGAUGUGUGAACAUUUGAUAAACUGUUGGAAGAUUUGCAUAAAAUUAAAGUUAUAUCACCUCCCGUCCUUACAAAAAAAAACAUAA
Molecule: messenger RNA, 5162 nt
Organism: Labrus bergylta (ballan wrasse)
Lineage: Eukaryota; Metazoa; Chordata; Actinopteri; Labriformes; Labridae
Product: zinc finger FYVE domain-containing protein 1-like
Biological process (GO): lipid droplet formation
Cellular component (GO): lipid droplet
Molecular function (GO): phosphatidylinositol-3,4-bisphosphate binding; phosphatidylinositol-3,4,5-trisphosphate binding; 1-phosphatidylinositol binding
Source: RefSeq, a predicted model, not a curated record